GGAGAAAGUACAUGUCAUGUGAAAAAUUACCUGACCAAAUUAAAAUAAGGAAAAAAGCGUAAAUUCUCUAACCCAGUCUGAAGGCAAAUACACAUGAACGAUGCCUUGAAAUCAAAAUACGAAGAUAUAACAACAAUGUAGUUUUAUUCAUAUACCAGUUUAAUGUUGGACGUACACGUCCUUAGUUGAAGGUUAUACUACGUUUUUGAGAUGGUGUUAUUCAUGCUUUGUAUUUUUUUGUGUACUUACGAAGUUUCUGGCAGCACAUUAACUUUUGAAUUAGAGGAUAGAUCCAAGCAGUGUUUUUAUGAAGAUUUUGAUCAGGGGACGAAUUUCACGGUCCAGUUUCAUGUAAUAUCAGGUGGGAAUUAUGAUGUAGAUGCAGAAUUACGGGAUCCUUCCAGAAAAGUGAUUUUCUCAGCUAAUCGCUCGCCUAUGGACACAUUUUUUGUUGAAGACUCCAAGAAAGGUACUUAUCGAAUAUGUUUCAGUAAUUCCUUCUCAACGUUAACACACAAAAUUGUAUCACUAUCAUGGUUCAAUGGUUCUGAUGAAGCUCAUUGGGCAAAUGUUGGCGGUCCAUCAAUUGAUACAACAUUAUCCGUCAGUUUGAACAAUAUACAAACAUCAGUGCAUAAAGCAGUUGCACAACAAUAUGAAACACGUGUAUUUUUAACACGAUCAUUUUCUUAUGCCAUGGCGCUUAACGCCCGUGUAUUAUAUUUGUCAAUAUUUUUAGCUAUAGUCAUUAUUCUCUUCAGUAUUGGACAAGUCUUAGUAAUGCGAUCAUUCUUUGCAUCACCAUCACCGAAAUCAUUUGUAAAACCAGUUCCUUCUAUGCCGGGCACCUUUCAUACACCUGGUUUUUAAAUCUUUUCUGUGUUAGAUUAUCCCAUUGUACAACUCUGUUACUGUGUGUGUGUGUGUGUGCGUGCAUCUUCACAUUCCCUCUCUCUCCUUCUUCACAUUGAUCUCAGCAGUUUAUGUGAUCAGACACUGUUUUUGUUUUAUACGAUAUUUUUUACUAUUCACUCGUAGAUUCGUAUGAUUAUAAUAUCUUCUUUUUUUAGAAAAAAAUUUCUGAUGAACUUUGACCUAUUAUUGUUUAUAAAUCAGUAUGUAUUUGAAUUUCUUUUUUUCUUGAAGAUGAGGAAUCACGUCGUUUUUUUAUCCUACAAUAACUCACUGCGCUACUUUGCUGCUAUUGUUUUUAUUGGCUCCUUUUCUUUGUGUUUAUACUUUUUUUGGCGGGACAUUUUAAAUUUUUGAGUACCGGUCUUUCAGAUUAGUAUUCUGUGUAACUUCUUUUUACAUUUCAAACAUUUUACCAGCAAGAGUGUGUGGUAAAUUAUUACUAUUAUGAUUAUCAUCAUUAUUUGUGUUGGUUGGAUUCAAUAAUUGGCUAUUGUUUGUUUUAUGGUAGUCUUUCUGCUUGUUUCUGCUGAGCUGUUCUAUGUAGAUGUGGGCGUGUGUGUGAGUUAGACUGAACUCAACUAUCAUCAAGUGAAACUUGGCACAAAAGUGCAACAGUGUGUGUGUGUAUGUGCGUAUUUUGCGUAGCAUUACGUCCUGUACUCCUUUAUGGCUGUGAGAC
Messenger RNA from Trichobilharzia szidati, 1594 nucleotides. The record is from the annotation of a GenBank genome assembly. Lineage: Eukaryota; Metazoa; Platyhelminthes; Trematoda; Strigeidida; Schistosomatidae.